GGGGAUUCGAUGCUUUCUACUUUCCACCGGCAGUGGAGGUCGAAUAGUUGACAAAAACUUCAAGCGGCAGUGAUGCCUGAUGUGCUGCGACUUGGCCACAAUAUUGGAGGAAUGCGCUUUUGUCGCUCACAGGGGGUGGAGUUAGAAAGUGAACGAGCGCUGCCUACCAAACAGACAGAGGAGAAGGAGGAGAGAAAGAGAGAGGGGAGAGAGACGGGUGGGCAGGCUGCUCACCGUAACGAUGGUUGUCGGAUAGAGUCUUGAAGACCUCAUGAAACUGGCUGCUUGAAUUGUUCGCACCGUUUCCACACCUCAGACUCCUCGUGCUUUUUUUUUUUUUUUUUUUUUGCAUCAUAAGGGAACGAAAGAAACUGCAGCUGAACAUUUGUGAAAACAGGUGGACUUACUUCAUAUGUGCUAUUUUACCACCGUUUUUUUUUUUUUUUUUUUUUUUUCACCAUUUCAAUAGCAGCGCUCAACUCUUACCGGAGGACCGUUUCAUGCUCGGAGGAAGACCGACCCCCUGCUUGGACCCGCUACCGGCCUCCUCCACUCCUCUGGCGGGCACAGCAGCAGCAGUUCCCGGCAUUUGCUGGGAUGUUUGAGUCGCGUUGUUUGGUGGGGUGAAGGGACCGAGAGAGUGGCCGGAGAGACCGAGGGACGGAGGCCGAGAGAGGAGCCGGGAGCAUGGCUCUGGUACCGCUGUCUCUCUGGGUGCUAACGAGUCUCACCUGGGCGAACCUGCUCCAGGUGUCAGCCAACAGACAUUCCGUUUACUGGAACAGCUCCAACAUACAUCUGCGUAGGGAAGGCUACACAAUGCAGGUGAAUGUCAACGACUACUUGGACAUCUACUGCCCUCAUUACAAUGACAGUCAGCGCAUGGUGGGCACCGGCGAGCAGUAUGUCCUCUACAUGGUCAGUUACCGUGGUUACAGGAACUGUGACCCCCAGCUGGGCUUCAAGAGAUGGGAGUGUAACCGACCCCACGCCCCCCACGCGCCCAUCAAGUUCUCUGAGAAGUUCCAGCGCUACAGCGCCUUCUCACUGGGCUACGAGUUCAAUGUUGGACAGGAGUACUACUACAUCUCCACGCCCACCCAUCACCACGGCCGCAGUUGUCUGAGACUACGAGUCUACGUCUGCUGCUCCACGGCCUCUGAUGUGCAUGAUGAGCCAGAGCCGACAGAACCAGACUACACACUUAGACCAGGCUUAAAACUUGACGAUAUCGAGGACUAUAACACAUUUGUUCCCAAGCUGGAGAAGAGUGUAAGCGGAAGCAGCCCAUCCAGGGAUCGCCUUCUCCUCACGGUUACGAUGCUCCUUCUGGCCGCUCUCUUCAUCUCCUAGCAACGGCCAUCCCAUCAGCAUCACCAUGCCAACUAGCCUUGGGAGGGUGUGCAGUAUCAGAGGAUAGAUGGGGGCAUGGGUGGGUAUGAGGAGGAGAAGAGGGGAGAGAGGAGAUACAACUUCUAGAGCAGAGGGCAAGAGGAGCAAGACCAAAAUGAAAGUUUUCAAGCAUCUCAGUGUGUGUGUGUGCGUGCGUCUGUGUGUUGGUGUAAUGCUGUGUUUGUGUACGGCUGUGUUUGUGUGUGGCUGUGUGUUUGAAGGAGUGUGGUUUUGGCGAAGGCCUUAGGGCACUGGCUGACACAGACUGAACCAUAUAUCACAUUAAAGUCAGCCUGUGCACAGAAGCAGGUGUGACUGUGAGUGAAUGUGUGUUUGUGUGUGUCUGUGUGUGCAUGUGUGUGUCUGAACAGGCCACAAGUUGAGCUUGUUGAAUCAUGCACACACACACAAAGCAUUUAUACAACAGGAGAGGCGGGGUUGAACUCUUAAUAAAAAGAAGCAAAGCAUUCAAUCCACCGACACAAUUGAGAUCAUUUGAGGACUUUCCCUUGGAUGUGAUUGGCUGUAACACUUCCUUAGGGCUAGUUGCCAUAGUUUCUUGCAACAAGACUUAAACUGAACUCAAAUGAACUGACUCAAAUAGAAUCAGCAAAACUGAACUGAAAUUGCCUUUUUUUUUGUUGUUUGUUGAUUUUUGAUGCUGGGAACGCGUCCCAGUCCACAGAGGAAAAAGGAGCCAGCUGAAGAACAAUGCUGGUCCUGUGUAUGAGACUAAUCGAAGUAGCUUAUAGUUCAUAAACACACCCUGGGACUCCAAAUACCAGUGUUUUAGUUGUCAUUUCCACUCUGCUGUGACAUCUUGUGUUCACCAUCAGUCUCCAGCACGUCUCUAAUGAAGGCAACAGACUGGUUGGGGUCAGGGGAAAAUACAGAGCAUUUAAUCAACCAAUCAUUUAAACAACCACCGAAUUAUUGGGGGAAAAUAAAGGGGAGGGAUUUAGAUGUGCCAUUGAUACAGACACUGCAAGGGUUUGUUGAUGUUGUUAAGUUGAUGUGUUACUUUUCUGUCCUGUCUCCGACGUAUUCCUCUGUCAUCUCCGAGGUUAACGAAGCACACGGUGGCUACAGACCAGCCAUGGAUAGACUCAGCAAUAUCCUCUCAGAGACAGUAGUGACUGCCGGCUGUUUGGACGAGAGGAGGAGAAGGAGGAGGCGGAGGAGGAGUAUGAAGGGUGAAAUGAAAGAGGAAGGACACUUUCACAAACAUCUCUGGACUGCUCCAAUCACAGAUAACACAAAGCCGUGUACCGGUCCAUGUUGGUGUAGCUCUAUCAGUCUCAUUCUCUGUAAACUCAUUUCUCAGAUGCCACAUGUAAACGAUUUUUGUUACUUUUACGUAUGGGUGCGCACAUACGCCUGUUUAUGCCCGUGUGCGACAACACUAUGGGAUGUGUGUCUGAGUAUGCACUUGAGUCUGUCUGAGAGCAAGGGAGAAUAUUUUAACCGCCUGAAAAAUACAUCCACAUACUGUACAUCUUAUACGUCUGAAAAUGCAAAAUAAAAAAAAAAUCAAAACACAACUAAAGCAACAAGUAAUACAUAAAAACCAAGUGCUUUGGUGGGGAGGUACGGCAAUUUAAAACUCAAACAACUGUAC
Sphaeramia orbicularis (orbiculate cardinalfish) is the source of this 3010-nucleotide messenger RNA. RefSeq names its product ephrin-A3b (gene efna3b). Gene Ontology annotation, cellular component: plasma membrane. The transcript has 6 exons. The record is from RefSeq and is a predicted model, not a curated record. Gene Ontology annotation, molecular function: ephrin receptor binding. NCBI's taxonomy places the organism in Eukaryota, Metazoa, Chordata, Actinopteri, Kurtiformes, Apogonidae. The coding region runs from base 688 to 1353 and encodes 221 amino acids. Gene Ontology annotation, biological process: axon guidance; ephrin receptor signaling pathway.